GUCUGUGUGAACUUGAGCAGUGAAGGGUGGAAGAAGUCGGUCUCUCUGUUCUCCGAGACACGCACGAGCCCAGACCCGGUUCAGACCCGCUCUCAGGGUCUUAUACAGGCGCUGCUCAGCUGGACGGAACCGCGGAGAUCAGAGCUCAGCAUGUCCAGGAGAAAGCUCGGCAGCAGACCUCAACACCUGAGUCUCAUCCAGGAUGAUCCAGAGGCUCUACAGUUGACUUCCGGUUCCCCCCCAUCUCCUGACCACGUAACUCCGCCCUCGUGCGGAGGUAGUGACCUGCUCACCUGUGGUCAGUGCGGUCAGGCGUUCCCCCUCGCCCACAUUCUCACCUUCAUCCAACACAAACAGGGAGGAUGCAGCAGUGUCCAGGCACGAGCCAUAAGCCACACCCCCCAGUCUCCGGCCAAUCGCACGCUCCGCCGCGGCCCGGGCGCGCAGGUGGAGGUGGGCUACGUGGAGCUGAGGAAGGUGACGGACAGGCGGUGGGAGACGGAGCCAGGUGUGAAGGCGGAGACUAAUCAAGCAGAUGAGCCGUCCAGUUUCACCUGCCAGGUGUGUGAAUGUGUGCUGCCCAACGCAUGGGCGCUCCUCCAGCAUGCCCAGCACGUCCAUUCCCUGAACCUCUAUCAAGUGGAUGGCAAUCACAUGCCAGAGGCGUCCAAACCAGCAGCCACGAUGGACCCUCGCCACCUAGGCGCCACUCUGGCCUCUGCCUUCCACUCGACCUCCAAACGCUUACCUCGCGCUCCUCAGCCGCCUCGCCCCCAGCAACCCUCCGCUCCGUCUCCGGCAGGGCGGGAUCUUCAGGGCCUGAACUUCUCCCUGUGUCUUCAGCGCCUGGCAGAGGUCAGCUGCGGUAACGGCGGGGUCGUUCCCUCCCCGUCGCCGUCUCCACCUGCUGCUUCGCCUUUCCCUCAUUCCACGCCGCCCUCUGUUCUGGGAACCUUCUCCUGCGAGAUUUGCGGCCAGAGCUUCCAGUCCCUUCGCAGCCUGUCCGCCCAUCGUCGCACGCAUGCCUGUGAGAGGCCCUACCACUGCGGCAGGUGCCAGCUCACUUUCGCCCAGAGCGGCGAACUGGCGCGCCAUAUGAGGAGCCACCGGCGUGCUGCCGCCUCACUACAGGCUCAAGAGGCUGGAACAGAUGAUGUUGGAAAUGUCCAGAUCUCUUUGUCUCAACAGGCGGUUGGAGACGGUUCUUCGGCUAGUUUAGGGAAUCACCGGGCUGACCUUGACCUCAGCAAGCAUUCGUCUGUGGCAGGUCCAGGCUUGAUGCUGCUAACUUCACAGUCUGGAGCCUCAGGCCACAGCUUGCUUAGGCUCUACCAGCCACAAGUGGAGGCAGGGCAUGAUGAGGAAUCGCACGGAGAGCCACAGCAGCCUUCGCCUUAUUCCAGUCCAUCGGAAGGUUCGAUAGAGAGCGUGGAGACUGGUGGCAGCGGAGAGAGCGGCAUCGCCAGCGGAAACUGCACCCCGAAGCGCCCGGAGCGAGAAAACGAAAGGGAAGCCGAGGUGGAAGGCGUAGACAUGGUGCAGGAGUGGCAGCAGGACAACGAUAGGAGGCCUGCCAGCAAUGGAUCUGGCAGGAAGAAGCGAGAAGAAGCUUGCGAGUUUUGCGGAAAGAGGUUCCGCAACAGCAGCAACCUGACGGUGCACCGGCGGAGCCACACCGGCGAACGCCCGUACCGGUGCGGCCUCUGCAGUUACGCCUGCGCCCAGAGCAGCAAGCUCACCCGCCACAUGAAAACUCACGGUGCCAGAGGCUCCAGAGCGCCAUUCCAUUGCCAGCUUUGUUCAGUGCCCUUCACUGUUUAUGCCACACUGGAGAAGCACUUGAAGAAGGUGCACGGUGUCAGCCAAGCCCCCGCCGGAGUUUACAGCCACAGUCCUCCAUUUGCCUUUAACAGCAUGAACGUCAAACUGGAGGAAGACCCCGGCAACAAUCUCUCGGAUGCCCAAGCCCAGAACUUCGCAGAGGCUGCAGAGGACAUGUACGAGGGUCUGAAGGAGGAAGACUCCGAAAUAAGGGUCAGCAGUGGCACCGACGAUGCCACCACAAGUCCCGGUCACGAGGAAGCCAACGGCCAGGUCGAUACUGUCGCUUGAGUAAAGACUGUAGAGCCGUCGCCAAACGGGAACAUGAUUUGGACCAAAGCACCAGUUUGUUUGUUUGUUUGUUUGAAUCUGAUUCUUCCUGUCAAUCAAUGUCAGAACUUGUGGAUCUGAAUAUGUGGAAUAUCUGAAACACUGAAAAAUAAGGAGGCAAAUGGACAAUACAGGCGAUACAGAGACAAUACAGAGCCACGGCGUGUGCCCUGUAGCGCCACACGAUCAAAUAUAUACACAGCCUAUAUUUGAAUAUAAUGCAAUACCAAGUGCCUGCACAUCGUCUACUACUGUGAUAAUAACAUCAGUAACAUCAGUAACAUCAAUAACUACUGUCUUGUCAUGACUAUGGUUACACUGUGGGACCACAAAGGUUUGCAAGUCUCAGGACAUGGUACAGAACCAAGGAGACAGGCACGGAUGCCAGGCGACCGCCCUGGAAGUUCAUCAGCAAGAGACGAAGCAGAUUACCUGCGAUAGAUGACGUUAUCGUUAGCAUUAGCGCUAACGCUAAUGGUAACUGUUUCAUGGUAAUCAGGAUGUGUUUCUGAUUCUGCUGUUUCAGUCGAUGCACAGGCUGGAACACGGACGUUAUAUAUGUACAGAAUUCUGUUUAUUACGAGAUGAUUCCACGGAUGUUAAAAGUGUACAUGAAUUUGAUCUGCAUUUUCAUGUAGCAUCUCUUAAAGGGGAAGUUCACUAUUUUUCACUUUGUUCAUUUUGUUAAAAUUUCUGCAUCUUUCAGUGAUUUAGUGAUAUAGAGAGUUAGUGAGUCAGGGAUUGGGUGAAAUUUGUUAUAUAAGUUUGUUAUAGAGGAAAAAUAACAAGACGUAAUCAAGAAAUUUAAAUAAUAUAAAAGUGACAAAUUUACAAAAGGAAAACAAAAGCAUAAUAAUAAUUAUCAUUAUAUGUUAUUUGUCAUUUGGGACUAUUUAUAUUUUGCCAGACAGAACCACACCCUCAAUAUACUGCAUAGACAUAUCAAAACAUUAUGACCACCUCCUUGUUUCUACACCCAUUGCCCAUUUUAUCCAAUAGAUCCACUGUUUUUCUGUAUACUUAUUAUAUAUUUAUAUAUUGUUAUCCUCCUUUUACCCUGUUAUUUAAUACUCAGGACCUCAGAUACAGGACUACAAAUAAAGAGUCUGUAAAUAUAGAGCUUAAGAAAUCAGAAAUCUGAAUACUAAGCUAAAAUCCAGCUCGGAUCUCGUAGUCACUGCAGGCAUACUCUUAACUGGAGUACUCUGUAAACCCAUUGUUCAUCAUAUCAGCUCUACUAAUCAUAUAGGACACUUUAUAGUUCUAUAAUAAUAAUUUAGUGUUAGGAGUCUAGCCCAAGGACUCGUAUUGGUGAAGCACACCAUUCAGUCAACCAGACAGUGGUGUUAUCCACUGCGCCACACAACCACUACAGUUAUAGAACUACAAAGUGUCAAAAACAAGAAUGUGGUCAUAAUAUUCUGAUAUGACUGUGGAUAUAUCUACCAUAAAUGAAUUAUGCACUUAUAUAUUUAUGUAACUUGUAUGACUUUAGACGUCUGCAAAUAAUUCGCUUCAAAGUAAUCUGAAUUACUCUGUUCACAUUAUAUCUACUGAAUUGUGCAGAAAAUAUUAAUUAUUAUAGAAAAUAAAACAAAAAAGUAAGUGAAUUCCCUCUUUAAAGUGAUAAGUGAGGAUUGUGGAUUGAGGAUACGCUCAAAUCAUCACUGUGGGUGAAUUUUCUUUUUUUUUUUUUUGGGGGAGAAUAUUUUUAAGAAUAUACUCUCAAUUAUUAUUAUUUUUUUUUCUUCAUUUUUUAUUUUUUCUCAAUAGGAUUAUGUCCUAAAAAUACAAUGUGAUGAGGAUAUGUGAUACUGUUGUGAUAUUUUGAUAUUUGCUACUGUUUAUAUAAACAUGAAUACACAGUGUGGGUAUAGGGCAGUUGUUAAUAGUCUUUAAUCUUUAAUAAUAAUAAUAAUAAUAAUAAUGAUAUUGAUAAUAAUAACAAUAGUCGGUUUAUAACACAGUCUUAUAAAAUAAAAAAUGCUGUGUUCACUUGCCUGCAUGGGGACGUUUGUGUAAAUUAGGUUUUUUUUUUUUUUUUUUUUUUUUUUUUUCGGGAGGAUUUUUGUACAUUUUGUAUUUUUAGCCAGCGCUAAACAUAUCGUCUUACGUUUUUCGUAAAAAAUAUUGAUAUUGAUGAUUUUUUUUUCUUUCGUUUCAUUUUUCUAGCUGCUCUUCUAUGCAUAAAGGUGGAGUCCUGUAGUUAAGAGGAAACGGGUGUUUUUUCGCUGUAUAUUUUUGAACUUAUUCCACAGGUCUCGUCCUGCUGUUUACAGAUUAUUCGUAAAAUUAUCUUUACAGGUUGGGGAAUGUUGGGUUUAACUGCCUGAGCUGAGCACAUAUGCAUGUUUUCCAAUGGUCUGUCUGUAUUUUAUUUUAUUUUUUUUUGUAUUAUUUUUUUAUUUACCCUGUGUUAAUUUACCCUGAGUUAAUUUACCCUGAGUUAUUUGAGUUCAGUCUGUUCUCAAGGGUACUGCAUGCUUUUUUGUGGUUGUGUUAAAUAUAUAACAAAAAAAAGAGCCUUCUUCUUCCGUCAGGGUGUGUAACCACAGCACUGACCUGUCGAUUGGUAGAUCUACCAUGUGAGCACUUGAGAAUAGAGUGUGUGUGUGUGUGUGUGUGUAUGUUGGCGUGUGUGUGAAUGAAUGUGAAUUUAAAUACAUUUAUGUUAUUAUUAAGUGUACACUUAUUUUGCUUUGUUAUUUUAUUGUAUAUUAUAUGACUGUUAUAAUGUCUGUAAUCUGAUCAGGGAACUCCUGUACUACUGUUAGUUUUUGUUAAAACAAAUUUAACAAAUGUGAAAAGCUGUCGGACACAACAGCGACUGUGUUUACAUGCACACAAAUAUAUAAUAAUCUGAUCAUUUAUAAUCCAUAAUCAGAUUUCUGCAGUUUAGUUAUCUGAUUAUAUAAGUAGUCAACGGCAUACUCUGAUUGAUACUCUGAUUUCUUAGGUCAGAAUGAGGUCUAAAAAUCUGAUUAAAGAAUCUGAUUUCUUACUCAAUGCAUGUACUGCAUACUCUUAACCGGAGUAUUCCACGAUUUUUACAGUAUGCACAUGAGUGAAAACAGACCCUGCUGCUGUGUAAGUGAACAUUUGUGGAAGAAAUCUGAUAAAUAGGGCAGGAUUUUAGCUCAAUAAUCAGAUUUCUUACCAAAGUAUUCUCCAAUUUCUCAGAUCAGAGUGAGAAUGAGGUCUAAAUAUCAGAUUUAAAGAAUAAGAGCUAUAUUUUAGUUCGGUAAUCCGAUUUCUGAUUUCGCAAUCAGUGCUUGCAUACUCUUAACCGGAGUAUUCCGUGAUUUUUCUGUAUGUGCUUAGAUAAAAACAGGCCCUGCUGCUAUCAGAAAAUCCAAGAGAAAUAGAGAGAGCUGUAUUUUUGUUCGGUAAUCAGAUUUAGUGCUUAUUUAGUGCAUGCAUACUCUUAAGCGGAGUAUUCUGCGAUUUUUCAGUAUGUGCAUAAGUGAUCCAGAAGAUUGGAUAUUAGAGAAACUAAGAAUGACUCCAGUCAAUUUUUCCAAUUUGAUGUUGAGCCUAAAAUCAUGGAAUUGCUUUGUAAAAGAAAUCUGAUGGAGAUCUGAAUUGAAACUCAGUAAUCAGAUUUCUUAGUGCAUGCACCGCAUACUCUUAACCGGAGUAUUCUGUAAUUUUUCAGAUCAGAGUAAGCUCCAUAAAUCUGAUUUCCGAUUAUAUCUUGGAUUUCUUAGCUAGUUUGUGCAUACUCUAAACCGGAGUAUUCUGCGAUUUUUUUUUUUUUUUUUUUUUUUUUUUUUUUUCUUUCUUUUCAGUAUGUGCAGAUUUUAGCUCCAUAAUCAGAUUUUAGCGCAUGCACAGCAUACUUUUAACCGGGGUAUUUUCUGAUUUCUCAGGUCAGAGUAAGGUCCAUAAAUCUGAUUAACAAAUCAUAAUUAUCUUGGAUUUUUUAGUUAGUGUGUGCAUACUCUUAACCGGAGUAUUCUGCCAAUUUUCAGUAUGUGCAUUAGAUAAGAUAAGAAUGACUCCAGUUAAUUUUUCCAGUUUGCAGUCAGGCCUGAAAUCUUAUAAAGAGAGCUGGACUGUAGCUCUGUAAUCAGAUUUUUGUCGUUUGUCGCAUCUUAAUCUGGAGUUUAUUGGCUGGUUGCAAAGCAAAAAUCGGAUUAUUGUCUGAAUCAUGUAAAUUCUGAGUUUUUUUCAUUAUCUGAUUUACCCAAGUUAAUGUAAACACGCUGAUAUUGAUCAGAUUACUGCAGUAAUCAGAUUAUUAUUAUUAUUAAAUGCAUGUAAACGCACUCAGUGUCCGUUUCUUCAGGGACCAACACACUGUAUAUAGAUAGCUCCGCCCCCUUCCUCCCACCCACCAAUCCUCCGCACUUACCACCAUGCAUUUUGUUGUUGUCUGAUCUGUUUUGAGUUUAUAAUUAUAUGUAUUUUAUGUAUAUCAGGUUUUUUCCCAGAAUUCCCUGUGAACUCCUGCUCCUGCUGUUCUGUAAAGUUGCCAUACGUUCGUUAUUCUUAUGCUUUUGUGCAGAAGUUGAUUAAAAGACUGAAGCAAAGUCAGAA
Molecule: messenger RNA, 6690 nt
Organism: Astyanax mexicanus (Mexican tetra)
Lineage: Eukaryota; Metazoa; Chordata; Actinopteri; Characiformes; Acestrorhamphidae
Gene: znf296
Product: zinc finger protein 296
Exons: 3
Coding region: 151-2112 (653 amino acids)
Biological process (GO): positive regulation of transcription by RNA polymerase II
Cellular component (GO): nucleus
Molecular function (GO): DNA-binding transcription factor activity; RNA polymerase II cis-regulatory region sequence-specific DNA binding
Source: RefSeq, a predicted model, not a curated record